Arthroderma uncinatum is the source of this 2511-nucleotide messenger RNA. RefSeq names its product basic proline-rich protein. The transcript has a single exon. Gene Ontology annotation, cellular component: cell surface; plasma membrane; extracellular region. Lineage: Eukaryota; Fungi; Ascomycota; Eurotiomycetes; Onygenales; Arthrodermataceae. Gene Ontology annotation, biological process: fungal-type cell wall organization; hyperosmotic response; osmosensory signaling pathway via Sho1 osmosensor. The record is from RefSeq and is a predicted model, not a curated record. Gene Ontology annotation, molecular function: osmosensor activity. Bases 1 to 2511 code for a protein of 836 amino acids.
AUGCGCCCGUCUACCCUCCUCGCGGCCCUGCUCGCCGUCGUCGCCGUCGAUGCGGUCGACCCAGCCGCCAACAGACCACAGUACUACUUCCCUCGCCUCGUCAAGCGCGAACUCGACCGCACGCCAUGGAACAAGCCCAAGAGAGAGGUCGUCGUCGUGCCCGUCACCGUCCAGGUCAGGCCAGACGGCAGCAUGGUCACCCUCAGCGACAGGCCUAACGUCUAUAACGCCGCCAUGCAGCCUACGGGCGCGUCCCCGAAGGAUACCACCGUCUCGACCACCACGACUUCUGCGGCCACUUCUGCGACGUCCAGCUCAGGCGACACGCCGGCGACCAGCUCGCCCAGCCAGCCUAGUCCGGGUGGCAGCAGCAAGAUGAAGGGUCCGGGGAACACUCCAACUGCCACUCCAACGGGUACGGACACGACUCCAACGGGUACGGACACGACUCCAACGGGUACUCCAACUGCUACUGAGACGCCUGUCUACACUCCGCCGACUGAGUCUAGCUCCAGCUCCAGCGUACUCAUACCGCUCCCCCCGAUUCUGACCCAGACGGACUCGGAGACCUCGCACACCAUGCCCACGGAGGCUACUCAUGCUACAGAUGCUACUUAUACCACGCCAGAGGCAUCUCAUACCACGCCAGAGCCAACGAGACCAACUGGACCAAAUGAGCCGAAGAUGCCUACCAUGUCUCCCUCUGAAGGUAUCAGCCAUACCGGACCUGCGACUGGCCCCAGCAGCGGCAUCGAACUGCCUACUCUCCUGCCUACUCUGGUUCCUACGUCGGCCACAGAGUCUCCAGUGCCAAACACCACCAACACGAUGACUGGACCUGCUACUACUGCCAUUCCUACCACCACCGGCGGCUCUGAAGGCAUCACCUACACCGGUGGUGGUACGGGAACUUCUGCUCCAGCCUCCACCGGUAUCCUGCCUACCCUGCUCCCCAUUCCGUCAAGCUCUGGCACUGAAACGGGUACUAACACUGCUACCGGCACUGCUACUGCAACGGGUACUGCUACCGGCACUGAAACUGGAACUGGUACUACUGCAACUGGAACGGCCAGCACUUCAGGCCAAAUCUCCAUCUCUAUUCCAAUUUCCAUCUCUGUCACUGCGUCUGCCACCAACACCGGCAACAGCACCGGCACUGACUUCCCUACCUACACGCCAACUGGAAAUCCUGCCACCAUCACCGGCUCUGGCACCGGCACUGCUACAGGUACUGCUACUGGCACCGGAACUAUGACUGGCACUGGCACUAUGUCUGGAUCAUCGAGUCAGCCUACAGAGACGUCUGUGACUUUCCCCUCGCUCUCUAUUCCCUCAGGAACAGAGACUACGGCCACCGGCACCGCUCCCUCGUCCAGCAAGUCGGGUGUCUUCCCCCCUUCCACCAUGAUGAGCGGAACAGGAGUCACUCCCACGCCCACCGGAAGCUCGUCGACCAGCGCAUACUCCUCCACUCACUCUGGCUCCGGGUCUACGUCAGACACUGCCUCGGAAACCACCAUCGUCAGGCCCUCCACGAUGCAGACGGUCACCACCACCCGCCCUACCUCCUCGCCCUCGCCCACCACCACCGCGCCCAUCUCGACAAACACCGAAACCACCCUCUCCGUACCAACCUCGAUUCUCAUCCAGACCUCCACCGUCACCACCUCGACCGUAGCAACCCAGUCGCCCAAGCCGCUCCCACACAUGAUCUCUCCGCCAAACGCCCAGCCACCACCUCCAAACUCCCUCCUCAUCCAGCUCGGUUUCAACGCCUCCCUCUCCUACGAAUUCAUCUCUGGAAACACCGACGCCGUUGCGCAGGUCAUCAAGUACGUUCCCAUUGGCGUUUCCUACGGCCUCGACGUGGACACCCCGUCCACCCCCAUCGCCGGCAUCAAGCCCUACGACCUCGGCACCAAGAAGGGAUACACCACCGCUACCGUGCUCGUCUACAUUCCCAAGGAUCUGUACAAGCUGCUCGCCUCCAGCCUGAUCACCGCCACGUCCAAACUGUACUCUAACCCAGACACCUCCGUCCGCACCAUCAUGAGCAUGAUCGAUCCCACCAUCCCCCUCCUCCCCGGCGGCGCGUCCGGCCCUGGAGGCAGCGGUCCAGGCUACCCUUCCACCGCUCCCGGCUCAGGCGGUAGCGGCAACGGCUCUGGAUCCGACGGUGAAGACAAGGGCGCCGGUCCAGGAGGCUCCGGCGGCUCUUCAGGCAUCAGACCCAGCUCUGUCGGUAUCGGCCUCGGUGUCGUCGGCGGUGCAGCCCUGUAUGGAGCAGCCAUGUUCUUCGUCGCACGCAGAUACAGGAAGAAGCGCAACCUCCACCGCCGAUCGGACUCCCUGACCAGCGGCAUGGGAACUCCAUCACCAUACCACGACGACCGCGCCGGCAGCCCGGUAGGCAACGCAAGUGUAGACGAUAGGUAUUCGAGAGCUGGUAGCGGCCGCACGGCCCAGAUCAGUGCCCCCGUCAUGGCAGAGAACUCGCUAGGCUGGAAUUAA